Molecule: messenger RNA, 2242 nt
Organism: Trichobilharzia regenti
Lineage: Eukaryota; Metazoa; Platyhelminthes; Trematoda; Strigeidida; Schistosomatidae
Source: the annotation of a GenBank genome assembly
CUUCCAUACUGAACCUCUCUCAUUUCCGAUUCAGACAUUGGACAUCGGAUGAAGCUUUUAUCAACGACAAGGCAACGCACCAGCGACGGAGCGAUCUACAAAAAAACGUCGCUACCUAGUUUGAAAUACCGUUCGUUGUUUGCUAAUCGGCUCUGGAGAUUACUGUUUUUAUUACGCAGGUUGAAGAAAACCGAAAUUUCGGAUCGUUCUGGAGAUUCGACUAAUACAAUCAUUUCAUUGAUGUGGUAGUGGAUUGUAAAAAUAUUUCAUUCAAAUCUUUUCCUAUUUUUUCACAGAAGCGAAAAACGUCAGAUUGACUUAUAGCUGACAACUGUCAGCUCGUUUCUGUGGUUCAUUCACUUAAUUGCCAAGUGCAGAAAUGGUUGAGGAAAAGUUCAAGGUUUUGACAUUUAAUUGCUGGGCUGUGUUUUUUCCUUCUUCCACCGUAAGAAAAGAAGACAGACUGAAUGCUAUUGCGUUGCGGUUGUCACAAGGAGAUUUCGAUGUGAUACUCUUGCAGGAGAUUUGGCUUGAUGCGGAUUACGAUAAGCUUCAGUCGUUGCUGAGCGAAAAGUAUCCCUACUCGAAUUACUUCCACUGUAACUUAAUAGGUACUGGCAUGUGUAUAUUCUGCAAGUGGCCGAUAGAAUGCGUGUUUACACACCCUUUCACUGCUAAUGGAUAUCCACACCUGAUCCACCAGGCUGAUUAUUACUGUGGUAAAGGCAUUGGGCUUGCUCGAAUCACAACCAGAGGAGGGUUCAGGAUCAAUUUAUACGUUACGCAUCUAAUUGCUCGUUAUGAGUUGAAUCGUUCAAUGGAUAAAUAUAAUGGACAUAGAAUUUCCCAAUUAAUUGAGGUGAUGGAGUUUAUUCGAAUGACAUCGACUGGUUCAGAUGCUAUCAUUAUCAGUGGGGAUUUCAAUCUAGAAUCAGAUACUUUGGCAAUUGAAUUAUUUCGUACAUCAUUGAAACUAUCUGAUGCAUGGUUGAACAAUACUGUAGCCAAGAAAAAUCCAAACAUUACGGAACUGGAAUCUGAUGGAUGUACAUGUGAUCGAGCUGAUAACCCGUAUAGAAAUCAGUUAUGGACCAAUGAAUACGGGAAUGGAGAAAGAUUAGACUAUAUAUUUUAUCGCUCUGGUCCAUCAGUGAUUGACUCACUCUAUAUUCCAACUUACGCGAAACUUGUCUGUGAUUCGUGUUGGUUAGAUAUGCGUAAGGUGCCUGAUGAUCCGCAUGGUUUACAUUAUUCUGAUCAUGAAGGUGUAGCUGCUAGUUUCACUAUUACGCGACUGUCCAAUCCGACUAAACUUGAAGAGCAAAGCAUGUCAACAGAAGAGGUGAAUAAGUUACGUGAUCUACUAUCAGAUGCAGAUAAACAGUUAACUCGUGGAUUAAAUCAGUGUUUACAUGGUCGACUAUUGCAUUUAACAUGGGCAGGUGUAAUUGUCUUUCUGUUAUUCGUAUUAAUCAUUCUAAUUAAUCCAACUGGUUGGUUAACUUCACUAAUGAAGUGUUCACUAGAAGUAAUACUUGGUGCUGUACUAUUCUCCUUAAUAUGGGGUUCAAUAAUUGGUAGAACUAUAGAAAAAGCAGGAUUACAAAAUGCUAAACAAUGCAUAUCUACAUUAUUAUCCCGAUUAGAGUCUUCAGUUAAUGAUUUUACUUUAGUUAAAUGAAUUUAAAUCUUUCUUUAAAAAAUCCCAAUAAGUGGCCAGCAUAUAAAUGUAAACAAUGCAACGAUACAUUCCAAGCUACUGUGUCUUUUGUCUUUAGUUUCUCCAUAAAUUUAAUUUCCUCCUGAAUAUAUAUAUAUAUAUGUACUGCAAUAUUUAUUACAUUGUCUGUCAACAUAUUAUUUUGUAUCCGUUAUCAUGAUAAUUGGUAAUCACAACAGUUAUUUUUAAUCUCUUACGUAAUUUUUAUUUUCCUAGUUCAUUCUCCCGUUAUUAAUUAUCCUUGAAAUGCACAACCGCCUCUCGUUUCGUAUUGUAAUAAUCACACCGCGACUCAUUACAAUAAUCCGUUAUUUUUCAUUCUGUGUGUUAGGUACAAUUAUCAUCAUCAUAAUAAUAAUAACAGUAAUAAAAUAAUAAUAAUAAUAGUUUAUUCGAUUAUCUGUCUGUACUUACUUCGUCCAAUAUGUAUCUGAUCAGAAGUGAAUUCCAUCCAACUCUUUUGUUCUUUCGAUUCGCUUUGUGAUCAUGGUAAUCCUUUAAUACACAUCUUUUAGUACUGAA